Drosophila suzukii is the source of this 1907-nucleotide messenger RNA. It is a transcript of the gene Acph-1, whose product is annotated as Acid phosphatase 1. Gene Ontology annotation, biological process: dephosphorylation. The record is from RefSeq and is a predicted model, not a curated record. Lineage: Eukaryota; Metazoa; Arthropoda; Insecta; Diptera; Drosophilidae. Gene Ontology annotation, molecular function: phosphatase activity.
GAACAAAGCUUUGUGUGUGGUUAUCAAACUUGUUUCCAAAAUUUUAUAAACAAGGAAAACUGAAAUUUCCUAAACUUCAGACUGCCAAGUGUAUAUAUGCAAACGACGCACGACCAGAUCGCCAGUUAUACGGUUGAGUCGCUGUGGGUCACUUGUAACAAGUGUAGCUUUGAAAAUGUGGAACCAACUCCGCCAGCGCUGCCUCAUCGUGAUCCCCCUGCUAUGUGUGCUGUCUUUCGGACUGGCCAAUGCCCUCCACGGUUAUGCUAAUGCCGAAGGUCAGCCACCAGACAUGUUGGCCACAUUGCCUGGCCAACUGAAGUUCGUACAUGUGAUAUAUCGCCACGGCGACAGAACGCCCGUGGAUCCGUAUCCCACGGACCCCUGGGGCGAGAGGAAGUUCUGGUCCACCGGCUGGGGUCAGUUGACCAAUCUUGGUAAGCAAGACCACUACGACCUGGGCAAAUGGCUGAGGAAUCGCUAUUCCAACCUCCUGCCCUCCCAAUACUCCAACGAGGACAUCUUUGUGCAAUCCACCGAUGUGGAUCGCACCCUUAUGAGUGCCCAGUCCAAUCUGGCUGGUCUGUAUGAGCCCCAAGGUGAAGACAUCUGGAACGCGGACAUCAAAUGGCAGCCCAUACCCAUUCACACGACGCCCGAGAAGGAGGAUCCCAUCCUGGCCGCCAAGGCUCCCUGCCCCGCCUUCGACUACGAGCUGGCCACCCUGGAAUCCUCGCCAGAGUUCAAGGCCAUGACCGAAAAACACCGUGAUCUCUUUGCCUACUUGAGCGAAAAAGCUGGACGCUCAGUUAAGACCUUCGUGGAUGCCCAGUAUUUAAACAACACCUUGUUCAUUGAGAAUCUGUACAACAUGACACUUCCGGAGUGGACUAAAAAGGUUUACGGUGGCGAAGAGCUUACUUAUGUAGCCAAUUUCGCUUUUGUUAUCAGCACUUACACGCGAAAGCUGGCCAGGCUAAAGGCGGGUCCUCUGCUGAAAGACAUUUUCAAGCGGUUCGAAGAGAAAUCCUCCAGGCGCCUAGACCCAGAUCGUUCAAUGUGGGUCUAUAGUGCCCAUGAUACCACCAUAGCCAACGUUUUGAAUGCCCUGAAGUUGUUCGAGAUACAUAGUCCUCCCUACGCGGCUUGCAUACUAAUGGAGAUGCGUCUGGAUGAGAGCAACACGCCACUGGUGUCCAUUUUCUACAAGAACACCACCGCCGAACCCCUGCCUCUGGACAUUCCAGGCUGUGGUCCUUCCUGCCCCUGAAGAAACUUGUCAACCUUUAUCAGACGUGCUGCCAGUGGAUUGGGAGCGUGAAUGCAAGCGCACCACAAUGAUGAUGACUUAUGAGGAGGCCAAUCUGGGCACGGCGACGGGCAUACUCAUUUUAAUCGUCAUCGCUCUGCUGUUCGCCAGCUAUGGCCUCAUGAUCUACUACCGACGUCGCAACUAUAAGCUGUAUACCUCGUACUCUCAAAUGGCCUAGCUGGAUAACUAUAUCAUGUGGUGGAAGGCACUACCAAGCUCUCAAGUUGCCAAAGUGAUUUGCUUUUUCUUGGUACUGGCCUAUGUUGCUCCUGAGUGAAACGGCCAGACUCGGACGACAGUUGUUGUUUAUUGUGGUUACUACUUAGUUAAGGCGUGCAUUUCACACAAAGUCUGUUUGUAUUGAUUAGUUUUGUUAGUUUAAGUUUGUGCAUUUGAAAAAACACACAAAAUGUUUAUUUGCAUUUAAAGUGGAAUGAUAACUGGUUUUGUUGUUAUUCAGUGAAAGAUAUGGAAUACAAAGACUGUGAAUAGCGAUCUUGAAGUUGCAUACAUAUAUACAUAACAUAUUUAUACACAUAUACAUUUUUAUGAAAUUAUCUUGUAUGAUAAAUUUAUUGUAUUAAAGUCGCUCAAA